AUGACCGGCUCCACAACCAGCGCUCACCACUGCCCCAACCCCAAGGGUGGCAAAGGAACGCGGUCCAGGAGCUCCCAUGCAAGAUCAUUGUGCCUCACCAACAAUGGGGGGUCGGAGGAGGAAGACAAAGAAGGAGGGGUACUGUUCCACGUCAACAAGAGCGGCUUCCCCAUUGACAGCCACACCUGGGAACGGAUGUGGAUGCACGUGGCAAAGGUACACCCCAAGGGAGGAGAAAUGGUGGGGGCCAUCAGGAAUGCUGCCUUCUUGGCAAAACCUUCAGUGCCCCCAGUCCCAAACUACAGGAUAUCCAUGUCAAUCCCGGAAUGGCUUCAGGCAAUCCAGAAUUACAUGAAGACUCUACAAUACAAUCAUACAGGGACACAGUUCUUUGAAAUUCGAAAAAUGAGACCGCUGAGUGGGUUGAUGGAGACUGCAAAAGAAAUGACUCGAGAAUCUUUACCCAUCAAAUGUCUUGAAGCUGUAAUCUUGGGCAUAUACCUAACAAAUGGGCAGCCUUCCAUAGAGCGAUUCCCCAUCAGCUUUAAAACCCAAUUCUCAGGAAAUUACUUCCACCAUGUUGUAUUGGGGAUCUAUUGCAAUGGCCGCUAUGGCUCCCUAGGCAUGAGCCGGAGGUCCGACCUCAUGGACAAACCUCUGACCUUUCGGACGCUGAGUGACCUCAUCUUUGAUUUUGAAGACUCUUACAAGAAAUACCUACACACAGUCAAGAAGGUCAAGAUUGGGCUGUAUGUCCCCCACGAGCCCCACAGCUUCCAGCCCAUUGAGUGGAAGCAGCUGGUUCUCAAUGUCACCAAGAUGAUGAGGUCAGAAUUAAGGAAAGAGCUGGAGAAAUAUGCCAGGGACUUGAGAAUGAAGAUCUUGAAACCCGCAAGUGCCCACUCUCCUCCCCUGGAGAGAAGUCGGGGAAAGUCACUGUCUCCCCGGCGAAGGCAAUCAAGCCCUCCAAGACGACUUGGGAGGCGAGACAAAUCGCCCACACUCCCAAGUAAGAAGGUGGCUGACCUCAGUACUCUUAAUGAAGUAGGCUACCAGAUCCGAAUUUAACUAAGCCAUAAAGGCCAACAGUGCUUCUGUUUGCACUUUACCCAGCACAUGGCAUCUUCAGGAGGAUUUGCAACUCUUUAUCAAGAUCCUGUGAAUUUUAUUUUUAAGAAGUCACCUAGAAAUAGUUAUAAGUGGAUAUCUUCUUUAAAAAAAAAUUUACCAAGUGGCCACCAAGAAAAGACAAAAAAUAAUAAUUAUGAUGAUUAUGAUAAGCCCUACCUGGGGCUGGACUAUCUCCUUUACUCCAAAAUGGGAGGACAACUACUUCAAUGGUGGAGUCAUAUCAUUUAUCCCUCUUUUCUUAAACUGGCGCUGAAUGCUGUGCUACACUGGUAGUCUUAGAGACAGAUGUGUUUAUGAAGUUCCUUCUUCCGUUUUUGGUGUUUGGACAGUACUGGCACACACAUAGAAGGGUUAACUCAUGAUCAGUAUUAGCAAUAUUCAGCAAUAACUGAAGCAGAGGUGGGUGUGGUUUUUUUUAAACAUUUAUAUUACCUCAAUACCUGAUAGAUAUGCAAACUUGAUGGUAUUAAGUUUUUCUGAUAAUUGAUUUGUAUUGUUUCCCUAACAUUUAUAUAGUACGGAUUUCCUUGUAUUCAAAGGCCCUCAUUCUGCAUGCCUAUACUGAAAUUAAGGUACUCUUAUAUGCACGUAUUUUCUUCAAAAGCACUGGAAUUCUACUGGCAUUAUGGGAAACCAUCUCUGGGAUUAUCCUGUCUCUCUUCCUUAAAGACAUUCCCUGACAGAUGGGUUUUUAAAAAAACAUCUUUCUAUUUUUUGUCACUAGCAUUGAAAUGUUCUAGAUGCCAGCAAAAAGCCCAUGUGUUUGGGAGCUCUUUGAGGUAGAGUUGGUGCUGUUAGGAUUGUCUCUGACAGUGGCAUAUAUUCUUAACAGGCCAAGGCCAAGGAUGAAUUAAUGGGGUUGAGCACUGUUUGACCGUUCUUUUCAUGUUUCAUCUAAUUUGGAUACUGAGCCAGGCCUUGUCUCCAAAGGAUUUACUACUGUUAAAUGCACAGAUUUUUUCCCCUAAUGUCUUAUAUUAAGACCAGACAUGACAAUAUGAUCUUUUGCCCCCCUUAACCAUAAAUGCUGUUCCAUUUAUUUACUCAAAGUUGAAUGAAUUUAGGAAUAUGAUUAAAAUAAUCCUUGGAGAAUGAAAAAGAAGAACAUUUGUGAGGUAUUUGUUCCAGUACAGUAAAACAUCUAAUAAUGCUAUUUUUAUCCAUUAACCUCCGUAUUAUCUGUUAACUUCUGGCCUUAGGAUCAGGAUUACCAGGUACUUUCUGGCUAUAGAGUAUCAUUUUUUGCAGCACACUGAAUCAAAGAGUACUUCUAAGUAAUUUGUCAUAUAUUACCUGCAAUAUUAAUAGGACAAAGCUAAAGACAGAUUUUGCUAUUGUAAAAGGGGGAAGGUGAAGCUUAUUUUUUGAUAAAAGGAUUUUUCCCCUUCUGCUUUCUUUCAUUUGGCCAGAAGAGUCAGAAAACAGGUAAAAAGAGAAUUUGUAUGUCCUUUGUCAAUAUAAACUUUGAUUAUUACUUAGAGAAUAGGAUGGAAAUUAAUAUAUUCCUUAUCAUUGAUUAAAGUACAAAAAAGAUUACUUUCAAUAAAUUGGAAUUAAUGACAAUUGAUUGGGAGGGCUAAGUCAUGUGGCAUGAGAUAAUCACAAAAGACUAUUAAUGAAAAAUAGUAAUGCCAGGGAAAUAAAAACCACAUAUUCCUCUAAAAUACCUAUUAGGUGGAAGAUCUUAAAGUGUUACUCUUCUAUUCCUUUUAAAAGAUUAGUCUGUGGUCUUACUAGCCCUUAAAAUUCAGAUUAUAGUAACCAAUGCUGUAGAAUUGGUACCUCAAUGCUUUUGUACAUUCAUCAACUUCAUUUAAAGGUUUGUAGGAUGGUGAGUGUAUGUUUUUUUUAAGAAGCUGUAAGCCAUUGAUCUUGAGUUUACAAUUAGAUUUAUUGUAACACUAUUAUAGUGUCAACUCAUCUUAAGAUGAGGAGGUAUACGAAGUAAUACCAAAUUGUGGCACAGCCUGUCAUUUGUGAAAGAAGGGGAAAAAGCAAACAAGAAUUUAUAUUGAUUCUAAUGUACUGAUAUAAAAUCCUUCAAACUGCCAACUGGUUUAAUUAGCCAACUGAUAAAUUAUUUCAUCCAUAUUCAAAAUCCUUAGAGAUUUACUCCCCACCAAGUAAGGGCUAAGCAGUCAUGUAAAUGUGUAAGUAGUACAUAUAUUUAAAUGUUCUUUAAUCAGCAGUAUAUCAAUCAUUAUAACACUGUGAUUUUCUAUUGUAUUAUGUUCUUUUCUAAAAGAGAGAAUUUAAAAAUAGGUUGGAUUGAACUUAAGAAUUUCUCAUUUUUUGAGUUAUGGAACAGGCUUGAACAAAACACUAGAAAUCUAUAGUAAGCGAUAAUAAGAAUAGCUUAAACCACCAAAUCUGUACUUACUGAUGUUCCAAGGUCAAAGAUGAAAAUUAAUUUAUGUUCAGAAAAUAUUUAAAUGAGAAAGUCAUGCUGUUUUACCUCAAUUUAAUUCAUGUUUAUUUAAUUACCUACAGUCUAAGGUAUAUAAAAAUUAUCUUUCUUGAGUUUUGUAAUUUUGUAAACAAAACCAGUUAUUAGUCAAUAGAAAAAUUUACCAAAUCUAAUCACAGGAAUACAUUCAAAGUUUAAAUGUGUGUCCAAAGUCUUGAUUUUGAAUAUAGUUUGUGCUGUUUUUAGUGCACUUGAUUUCAACAAGUGAUAUUAAUAUUUUCUAUUACUCUAAAAUCAUGUGUAUUUCACUUUUUCUAAGUCAAUUAUUUCUUAAAAAUUUUAUUAAUACUGGUAAAUAAAGCUUUUAAAAUUUAAUUCCCUCUUCUUACACCUGAAGUUUUAUAAGCUAUAUAGCCAUGUGAAAACUUGUAUUAUUUUUUUUAAGUACAAUCAGAAUCUUGUUUAUUAUCUUGAACUUUGUUCUGGCAAAUGCAUUUUUUAAUACUUAAGAAAAACUGUGACUGUUUCAGUAAAUAUUUUUCUAGGCAAAUGAAAACCUGUACAAUGGGAUUUUAGGGAAAACCUGACAGGUGCAUGUUUCAGAUUUUGCUUUUAUUAUCACUUGUAUUGUUUCUACAAAGCAUGGAACUUUAAUAAAAAUGUCUUGGAA
Messenger RNA from Monodelphis domestica (gray short-tailed opossum), 4208 nucleotides. It is a transcript of the gene VASH2, whose product is annotated as vasohibin 2. Gene Ontology annotation, biological process: regulation of angiogenesis. NCBI's taxonomy places the organism in Eukaryota, Metazoa, Chordata, Mammalia, Didelphimorphia, Didelphidae. The record is from RefSeq and is a predicted model, not a curated record. Gene Ontology annotation, cellular component: cytoplasm.